Gamsiella multidivaricata is the source of this 495-nucleotide messenger RNA. RefSeq names its product histone-fold-containing protein. Gene Ontology annotation, cellular component: nucleosome. The record is from RefSeq and is a predicted model, not a curated record. The transcript is spliced from 3 exons. Gene Ontology annotation, molecular function: protein heterodimerization activity; structural constituent of chromatin; DNA binding. Bases 1 to 495 code for a protein of 164 amino acids. Lineage: Eukaryota; Fungi; Mortierellomycota; Mortierellomycetes; Mortierellales; Mortierellaceae.
AUGGCCAGACCAUCCAACAUACCCUCAGGCAUACCCGUGCGCCCAAGUGUGGCCGCUUCCAGCAGCGCCUCCGUCGCUCGACAACGGACCGUUGAGGUCAUAGCUGGAAUUCCUCCCAGGAAAACCGCGUCCAGGCCAGGAGAUCCCAUUCCACCAGCAAAACCACGUCGCUACAAACCAGGAGCAAAUGCACUUCGGGAGAUUCGGCAGUAUCAGAAGAGCACAGAGUUGCUGAUCCGGAAGCUACCAUUUGCGCGCCUCGUACGGGAGAUUGCCGAUGAAUACGCAUCAUCCUUGACAUACAUUGCUGGGGAUGUGCAUUUGCGGUGGCAGGGAUCCGCGAUUUUAGCAUUACAGGAAGCAGCGGAGGCAUACAUGGUGCACCUCUUUGAAGAUGCAAAUCUAUGCGCUAUCCACGCCAAGCGAGUUACGCUCAUGCAACGCGACAUUCAGCUGGCUAGGAGAAUCAGAGGCAUCCAUGGAGGUCUUGGUUAG